AACAAAUCACAGCACAACAGCAGAAGAAGAAGCAACAAGAUGUCGCGGGUUGUGCCACUGCUGGUUGCCAGCGACAGCAACGGCAAGGAUGGCCGCGAUGGUGCCGCUGGCGCUGGCGCUGGCGUGAUUCGAGGAGCGAGAGGGGAAGAGCUGCGCGUCCAGUUUGUGGAGGAUCACAUUGUGCGGGUAACGCUGUGCCCCGAUGGAAAGCGGCGCGUGGAUCGCUCCUGGAUUAUCGAUCCAACACACGAUCCAACAACCCGCACCACCACAACCACCAAUGAUGAUGAUGAUGAUGCAGAGAAGCCGUGCAGCCAGAGUGUGGCCACGGGGUUCCUGGAUGAGGGACACCCUGGCGCAGAAUUUCUGCGUGUGCAUGGGUCGCGGCGGGACGAUCUGUUUUCUGGCUCAAGCGAGGCAGUGAAUGUUGUCUGCGAGAACCAGAAGGGAUCGGGCUGGAGCAUGAGCAGCUCAUCUGUGCGCGUGUCUGCGACCGCCAAGCCGGGCGAGCCCCCAGCACUGGCAUGGCACUUCAAGGAUGCGCUCGUGGCCCGCGACCUCCCCAGCUCGCCGUACACGUACGACCGCGGUGUUGGUCACAGCGGCGGCGAUGGCGACCACCAGGGCCACGGCAGCGUGACACACUACAUGGAGCGGCGCAGCGCGCAGGAGGAGGCGUACUUUGGUCUGGGCGAGGCGGCUGGCCGCAUCAACCGCUACGGCACGCGCGUGCGUCUGGAUGCCAUUGACGCCAUGGGCUAUUCCUGCGAUCCCACCAACCGCCAGGUCUCCGGGCCGUUGUACAAGCACUGUCCCAUUGUGUUUGUCAACGUGCGCUCCCCGCCGGCAGACGCUGAUGCAGCGGCACAACAGCCGCCGCUGGGCGAGGAGGACGAGGAGUACCAGCGCAGCACAACAAGCGCAAUGCUGCACAAACUGCUGGACAGCGUCGAGCAUGACGACACGGCAUCGCCAACCUCGCCCACAUCCGUCACGUCACCCGCGUUCUCGACGCAGGAAGAAAGCAGCGAUUCGCGGCAGCUUGGCGCCAGCCUGGGAUGGUAUGCGAUGGUGUACGACUCCUCUGCGCGUGGUGUCAUGGACCUUGGUAGUGAGAUUAGCGCGUUCCGCGGUUCGUACCGUUACACCCAGUUUGAAGACGGCGACCUCGAGUACUACAUGAUCUUCGGCCAGGAUCUGAAGUCUGUGGUGCAGGAUGUGUCACGACUGAUUGGCCGGCCACUCAUGCCGCCUCGCUGGUGCCUCGGCUAUCUUGGCAGCACAAUGGCAUACACAGAGGCGCCCGAUGCGCAGGAGCAGCUGAAGAAGUUUGUGUCCCUCUGCCACUCGCAUGACAUUCUCUGCGACGGCUUCCACCUCUCCUCAGGAUACACGUGCGUGGACGGCGCUGACGGCGGUUUUGGGCCAAGAUGCGUCUUCAACUGGAACGCACGCCGGAUUCCGGAUCCACACGCCAUGUUCGACCACUUCAACAAGGCGCACAUGCGCGUGCUGCCCAACAUCAAGCCGUGGCUGCUUGCCGACAGCCACCCCGAGUACGCGCGUGCGGUUGCCAGCGGCGUGUGUGUCCGCGAUCCGGACGAUCCGUCCCGUCCAUAUGUCGGCCUGUUCUGGUCUGGCGGUGCUGGCACUUUCUCCCGUGGGUCCUACAUCGACUUCUCCUCAAAGGAAGGAUUCAGGUGGUGGGCGGACCGCUGCCGUACACAGCUUAUCCAAAAGGGAGCAAGGGCGCUCUGGAACGACAACAACGAAUACGAGGUGGACGAUGGGAUGCUGGUGUGCGGAUCGGGCAUGCCAAUGUCGCUGAUGCGUCCAAUUCAGGGAUUGCUCAUGGCAAUGAGCUCAAUGAGUGCGCUGCUUGCUGAGCGGCCUGCAGAGCGCCCCGUCGUCGUUUCGCGAUCGGGAUCCCUCGGCAUGCAGCGGUACUGCACGCAGACAUGGUCUGGCGACAACCGCACGAGCUGGAAGACGCUGCAGUGGAACACGCCAAUGGGCCUGUCACUCGGGCUGUGCGGGUGGCCGUUCAACGGACACGACAUUGGGGCGUUUGCAGGGCCAAGGCCCUCGGAGGAGCUGUUGUUGCGCUGGAUACAGGCAGCCAUCUUCAUGCCUCGCUUCUCCAUCCACAGUUGGAACAGCGACAACACAUGCACGGAGCCGUGGAGCUAUGCGACGUCGGUUGAUGUUGUGCGCGCGUGCAUACAGCAGCGGUACCUGCACCACCCCUUCAUGUACACCCUCCACUACGAUGCGCACGUGUCUGGUCUCCCCAUCACCCGCCCGCUUGUCCUUGAGUUUCCCGAUGACCGCAACUGCUGGGGGCUCCCAGACGCAAAGGCCGACCGCCACGUGCGCGAUUGCUCCUCGUGCGAUUUCAUGGUUGGAAGCGCCCUUCUCGUCUGCCCAAUCUACAUCCCGGGCACAACGGCUCGCCAGGUCUACCUGCCAACAGCUUGUGGUGCCAAGACGCUGUGGUACGACGUUGCCAGCAGCACGUGGUUGGCGGGUGGUCGCACGUACACCGCCCACUGCCCGCUGUCAUCCCCACUGCCCAUCACAUAUGUGCGGGACGCAUCUGUGAUCUGCACACUCGCAUCGCCCCCCUCGCGCUCAACAGAGGAGAUUUCGCGUGACGGGUGCGGCGGCCGCGUGUUCACGCUGUACUUUUCCCAGCGCCCGGGUCGCACGUGUGUCCGCCACAUUGAGGAUGAUGGCAUCUCCAACGCCGGCACCCAAUUCGUCUUCACGCUCGACGUGUGUGCAGACGAGGAGGCUGUCACGUGCUCUCUGCGCGUCACCAAACGCUUCGUGUCGUACCUUCCAGUGCGCACACCAUCACCAUCAUCGUCGUCCUUUGCACUCCCGUUUGAUGAGGUCACCAUCAAGCUGCCUGCAAGGGAUGCCCGUGCACUGGUCGUGAACACGGGAGAGGGCACGCACACCUUCGCUGGCGGCAGUGGCAACGUGCCUGUAGUUGUUGUGGCGAUGGACGACGCUGGUACGCAGUGAUGCGCAGGAGCACGGACGGUUGGCUGGAUACAUCCUUGUUGGCGGUGUGUGUUGGCAGCGCGUUGACAGCGUGUUGGCAGCGUGU
Messenger RNA from Salpingoeca rosetta, 3115 nucleotides. RefSeq lists its product as uncharacterized. The coding region runs from base 40 to 3030 and encodes 996 amino acids. Lineage: Eukaryota; Choanoflagellata; Craspedida; Salpingoecidae. The transcript is spliced from 14 exons. Gene Ontology annotation, molecular function: hydrolase activity, hydrolyzing O-glycosyl compounds; carbohydrate binding. Gene Ontology annotation, biological process: carbohydrate metabolic process. The record is from RefSeq and is a predicted model, not a curated record.